Saccostrea cuccullata (small rock oyster) is the source of this 741-nucleotide messenger RNA. RefSeq lists its product as uncharacterized. The record is from RefSeq and is a predicted model, not a curated record. The transcript has 2 exons. Gene Ontology annotation, biological process: translational initiation. Lineage: Eukaryota; Metazoa; Mollusca; Bivalvia; Ostreida; Ostreidae. The coding region runs from base 13 to 678 and encodes 221 amino acids.
CUUUUCAGAAAAAUGGCACAUCUUAUCAGGAGAAAGAUGCUUUGGACAUUCCAAUACCAAAAUGUUCUCAGACUAUUUAUGCAGAAACCCAGACAAAUUGGACAUAGCACUGGAUUACUUCAAUAUUCCAAUGUGAAUGACAUUACUAAAGCAAUGUUUGCAACUUCAUCAAGAAUAUUCUCAAAUGUGAUUUCUGAAAUUGAUAAAGGCAAAAAACUGAAAUUAUUAGAUGAAAAAGAUGAAGUCAUCAAAGAUGAAGUAACUCACGAAGAAGCACACAAAGAGGCCAAAGAAAGGGACUUGAAGAUGACAAUCUUAAAAGAUCCAAAGACUAGUGAUAUGAUGGCCUUCAAAUUAAUGACAGUGGAAGAAUAUAAAGACUAUAAACUUGCUCAGCAGGGCAGGUUAAAGGUCAAAAGUUCCAAAAACUUUAAAAUAACAACCACGGCUUCUGAUUAUGACAGUGGUAUAACGUUAAGGAAAAUUGAAAAUGUGUUGACGAAAGGUCACCCGGUCAUAUUGACAGUCACAAGCAAGUCAGCAUCUUAUGCAGACAAAAAUGAGGCACUCAAUGCAUGUAAAAAGAAAACAGAGAAACUGAUCAACUACUUUGAGAGCAAGGGAUAUGCAGCCAAACAAGACCAUGGAUUUAUUAUUCAUAUUAGACAGAAGAAAUAACAAAUGACUGCUAUUAUAAUAAUGUUAAUUUAUUCAAUAAUACAAUAAAUCAUAUUUUUGCUA